AUGCCGACCCCUUCCAUCCCAAGCUCAGCCAGCAGCAAACAGCUGGCGGUGGAGACGGAAGAGGAGCCAAACCAGGAGGCAGCCGAGUUCCGGAGCAUUGCCAUCGAGGUGCCCCCCAGCCACCUUCAAGAGGUGGAAGAAGGGCUGCAGAGACUUCGUCAGCAAUUCGAAGCAGAAAUUCAAUCCAUCACGGCUCGGUUGGGGAGUGUCGAAAAGCAGCUCGGCGUUUCGGAGAUGCUCAGUCCGAACUUCCAAAACAGAUCUCCGAACAGCAGUGCCGAAGGGGUCGAGACAGUGAACGCGGAAGACAGAUCUACCCCCGUGUGCUUUGAGGAGAGUGCGUGGAACAUCCCCCUGGUCCUUGGCCUUGCAGAUGUGGGUUGGUUUGACAACGCCUUUGCAGUGCUACUGGUGCUGCUGAACCUGCUGAUGCAGGGGUCGUUUACGCAGAUUCUGUUAUCGGAAUACUUCAUGGGUGAUCCGUUCGAGACGAGAGUGCAAAGUGCAAUUGAUUGGCGGACAAGCAUAGCCCAUGACUCUCGUUACCUGGACUUGGCCGGCACGAGCCUGGUUUCUCGCGUGUGCGCUGGCGAUGGGUCCUUAAUUCUGUCAACUGUCCAGGCCACACUAAUCCAGCAAAUUAACGAUUUCUUAGGCUUGCAAGCGACAGAAUUUGACUUCAACUUCUGGCAGCCGGGCACUCUCCUGUGCAUGUUGUGCAUCCUGCUGUGGAGCUUGUGUGUCUACAAGGCCACCGGGUUGCGCAUCAAAGCCAGCGCGACGGACUUCCGCGACAACACGAUUCACUGCCUGUCCUGGGGUCGUGCCCUGGCACUGCUGAUCACGUACAUCAUCCGCGCAGGCAUCGCCUCCGUGCUGCUGGUUGCCGGAAUUCUAUGGCUGGCAAGGACAACGUCCAUCGAGGAGCUGAUGCUGAACUCGGUCGCUCUGAACGCCAUCUUGGAUGUGGAUGAGUUCCUCUUCGAGGGCAUGACGCCCAUCAAGAUCCAGCACGCGAUACGAAGUGUCGAGCCCAUCAGCGUCAAGUACUCGCACCGGCGUAGCCAGGUGGAGUCCAUGGUGCAUUUUCUGGCGGUGUUAGCCACGGUCCUGGCUUCGUAUCUGUUCCUCCUCGUGCCUCUCUGCGAGACCAUGAUGACAGUCAAACGCGAGCUGUGCGACGGCCAGAGAAACUUUGUGGUCGCGUACAACACGGAGACGCAGGUUUCCUGGGGCAUGGACACAGAGGACAUUGCUACGGUACGAGCUUCGUAUCAGCUUUCACCCAUCGAACGGGCCGUAAUGGCUUACAAAGGCACCCCAACGAGUCUGCAAGAAGACUGGCCGCGGACCAUUUACUUCUCGGACAACAGGAGAACUUUCAACACAGACCUUGCUCGCACGGUCACUAACCUUGGCGAGCAGUUCCCAUUCUGCAUGGAGACGACUGUUCUAAUGGAAACUGGACAGCUGCAUCAAGAUCCCGCCUUGCAGCCAAUCGUUGAACUUUUCUUUCGGAAUGCUGCUUCAGCCCUGGGACGACCGAAUGCCACGACCUGCGCGGAGCUAGCUGAUCUUUGUAGUUUGCCAGAUGCCCGACUGCUGCGUGUGACCUGCGGCCAAACCUGUGGCUGCACCGACGCUGCAAGCUCUGCAUGGCACAAGGUGCAGCCUAUGGGAUGUUCCGGCACGUGCUUGGCCGAAGCACAGGCCCAGCUUCAUUCCAUGUCCUGCGAUGAUGAUGUUGUCAACGAUACUGGUUGGCAUGCCUUCUGGCAUGAGUACGAAGGAGCUAUCAUCGGACACUAUGGAGAGGGCGUCACCGACACCCAGUUUUUCGCACUCAUACAAACCAUGGCCCAGGAUUUCUUGUCCUAUGGGUGCUCCGUCCUGCAGACACUUCCUUCCGAGAUCUUGACCGGUGUUCCUUGGUGUGACGGCCAUCCGCGGCUGUUCCGCCCUUUGGCCUCCAUGUGCCCAGUCCAGUGUGGCUGCCGCGAUGGACGGCCGGCAACUUUGCCGAACGGUUUGCCGAGCUACUGCCCAAGCAGCUGCUCAAACAGCACGACCCCCUGA
This is a messenger RNA of Symbiodinium natans, 2076 nucleotides long. The record is from the annotation of a GenBank genome assembly. Lineage: Eukaryota; Dinophyceae; Suessiales; Symbiodiniaceae.